This is a messenger RNA of Naegleria gruberi, 666 nucleotides long. RefSeq lists its product as uncharacterized. Bases 1 to 666 code for a protein of 221 amino acids. The transcript has a single exon. The record is from RefSeq and is a predicted model, not a curated record. Lineage: Eukaryota; Heterolobosea; Eutetramitea; Acrasida; Naegleriidae.
AUGCCAAAAUAUUAUUUUGAAAAUUAUAGAGUUCCUGAAGAUUUAGAUCAGGCACAAUAUCUUGCUCUGGUUGAUGUAUUUUACUAUGAAAUGUUAAGCUCUGAAACUAGGUUGAGUGUAAUUCCUGUAUUCGUCACCCAGAAUUAUCUCAAUACUCCAUUUGAAUUGUUAAAGUAUGGUUUAGAAAUGAGUUUUGACAUUCUCUAUAAUCAACUAUCCACACAUAAAAAGAUUGGUCUUGUUGAGAAACUGAUAGCCACCUAUCUCAAUCAAGACUUCACUCCAGAACAUGUAGAAACCAUUCAUUCCCUUUCCUCUCUCGAACGAAAAGAUUUGAAAGCAAACAAAUACACAUCAGUCAGUAUUGAAAAGGAGAGUCUGAAAUUUACAGUUGUUUGUUUGGAAACUGUUACAACAAUUCAAGAGAAAAAGGAACAAUCGAUCACACUGAAUGAUAUCAGUGAUAAGAGAGUGAAAAUCGUGACAAUCAAACUCAUGGAAUACACCCUUCAAUUGCCAAACCUAUUCAAUGGAAAUACUGUUGGAAGUAUUAAAAUAUCAACCAAAAAUCUUUCCUCUGCCACCAACAAUGGUCAACCAACACAGCCAACAGUUCAACCAAAUCAACCAGCCAACCCACAAAAAUCAAAUUGUUCAUUGCUUUAA